CCCAAAAUUCUAUAUCUAAAGAGGUGGCUGGUUCACUUGACGUUCAGACAUUCGUCACAAUGCGGACCAUUCUUCUCGCUCUCGCGCUUGAUAUCGUUGUCCUCGAACUCGUCUCUACUUUACCUAUGCAAGAGUCACUGUCAUUCCCUUGCGCGGUCUGCCCUCUCCUCAUUGCGGGCGGUAUCCUCACUUCGGCAGUCGAGAAAGAAGGAAACAGUUUGGAGUGUAGCUACAAUUUGAAUCCAAACGCUUCCUGCCUCUAUUUUAACGAGGAUGGUGCACUCCUUGUUGAGAGUCCUGGUACGAAUUGUCAGGGAACAGCAACCAUUCUUCCACAACCUGGACUCCCUUGUGUUGCUGUAGAUCUGUGAUUUUUUUUUCAUUUCAGCAAAGAGUUUUUUUGCCUUCUGGAUAGUAUACCACCAGCUCGAAAAAACUCUUGGCAGCGGGCCUCAAGUUAGAGGUACAGCCUAUCGGUUCAGGAAUUGUCUUCGAUGGGAAGACGCGAAUUUAGUGGUAGUUGGGAAUAAGAGGGAAUAAGUCUUGUACGGGAGGAUUGAUAAGAUAAAUAUACAUCGGUCCGGUUCCAAACUUUAGACCGUGAAAAUUUCUGAAUUUAAGAUAAGCAAUGCAUCUGC
Messenger RNA from Lentinula edodes (shiitake mushroom), 638 nucleotides. RefSeq lists its product as uncharacterized. The coding region runs from base 60 to 371 and encodes 103 amino acids. NCBI's taxonomy places the organism in Eukaryota, Fungi, Basidiomycota, Agaricomycetes, Agaricales, Omphalotaceae. The transcript has 3 exons. The record is from RefSeq and is a predicted model, not a curated record.